AAUGUUUUACUGUGAUGAAGCACCUGACCCAUUUGUCUUGUGUACUGAACAGUGGAAAUCUUCUGUUGCUGAUGUUGGUGUAACGUUUCCAAGCUCAUCCACCAGCAUGUCUGUUUCGGUUAUUAUCAAGUGGGGUGGGCAGGAGUACUCCAUUAGCACACUGUCUGAGGAGGACACUGUGUUGGAUCUGAAACAGUCCAUCAAAUCACUCACAGGAGUUCUUCCAGAACGACAGAAGCUCCUGGGGUUGAAAGUGAAAGGUAAACCAGCAGACGAUGAAGUCAAACUGGGUGACUUGAAAUUGAAGCCCAAUACCAAAAUUAUGAUGAUGGGCACCAGAGAGGAAAGUUUGGAAGAUGUUUUGGCGCCUCCACCAGAAAAUGAUGAUGUGGUCAAUGACUUUGACAUUGAAGAGGAAGUGACUGAGGUUGAAAACAGGCCAGAGAAUUUGGCCAAGAUAGCUCGUCGAGUGAAAGAUUAUAAAGUUGACGAGUUAAAUCCCCCAAGACCAGGAAAAAGAUUGCUUGUUCUAGAUAUUGACUAUACGCUCUUUGAUCAUAAGUCCUGUGCAGAGACGGGUCAGGAGCUGAUGAGACCAUACUUACACGAGUUUCUUACAUCAGCAUAUGAGGACUAUGAUAUUGUCAUCUGGUCUGCAACAAGUAUGAAGUGGAUUGAUGCUAAAAUGAAAGAACUGGGGGUGACGGACAACCCAAACUACAAGAUCACCUUCAUGUUGGACAGUGCAGCUAUGAUCACUGUGCACACACCUAAAAGAGGAGUCGUAGAGGUGAAGCCUUUGGGAGUCAUAUGGGGUAAAUAUAGUGAGUUCUACGACAGGAAGAACACCGUUAUGUUUGAUGACAUCGGAAGAAACUUCCUCAUGAAUCCACAGAAUGGACUGAAGAUCAGACCGUUCAUGAAGGCACACUUAAACCGUGAGAAAGACAAAGAGCUCUACAAGCUGUCUCUGUAUCUGAAGGAAAUCGCUAAACUGGAAGACUUCUUGGGUCUCAACCACAAGCACUGGGAAAGGUUCCUCUCAAAGAGGCAGAAUCAAUGACAUCUUCAGAGUCUAGAAAGGUACCUGACCAAACAACUGCUGCUCCACAUGUCAUCGGCUUCUCUGUAUCUCGCCCUGUUCAUCUUACGUCUCUUUAUAGUCGCUCGUUACCGGAGGACAAAAAAUAUUCUAGCAUUUGUACUCUUCAAAACACUAUUUACCUCAACAGGUCAAUGAAAAGCAUUUCAACAAUUAAUAGCAUCGACUGCAUUUAAUGCAAGCAUGACGGUACUUUGACCUCAUUCCCCGCCUGACACACUCUUCUUC
Messenger RNA from Rhinichthys klamathensis goyatoka, 1330 nucleotides. It is a transcript of the gene ublcp1, whose product is annotated as ubiquitin-like domain containing CTD phosphatase 1. The transcript is spliced from 11 exons. Gene Ontology annotation, biological process: protein dephosphorylation. The record is from RefSeq and is a predicted model, not a curated record. NCBI's taxonomy places the organism in Eukaryota, Metazoa, Chordata, Actinopteri, Cypriniformes, Leuciscidae. The coding region runs from base 2 to 1063 and encodes 353 amino acids. Gene Ontology annotation, cellular component: nucleus. Gene Ontology annotation, molecular function: protein serine/threonine phosphatase activity; protein binding.